Messenger RNA from Anisakis simplex (herring worm), 414 nucleotides. NCBI's taxonomy places the organism in Eukaryota, Metazoa, Nematoda, Chromadorea, Rhabditida, Anisakidae. The record is from the annotation of a GenBank genome assembly.
CUUUGGUUGGGCUGUCCACAUGGUUGUAACGAAGGAAUUCGUAGUGCACAAGGGGAUUUCCUACGAGUGAAGGCGCGGACAAUCUUCGCAACAAUGCAACGGAUGGAUCCAGACGGCUUCGGGCAAAUGGUUGUUAGCCAUAUUCAAGAAGGAAACACGCAGACAUUGAUCGAUAUGAUGCAUGCGAUAACUGGAUUUUGUCGGGCCGAUUUAGCUGCUGGUUCAGCUCGCCCCAGAAGCAAUUCUUCGCCUCGUCGAAGAACGUCUACUUCGGAUUGUAAGAUACCGACAUAUCGGAAUCAUUUCAACGAGAAACUCAAAGGCAUCGAAGGUGCAAUCGUGAAUGCGAUUCUGAAACCUGUCGUAUCGAAACUUAUGAACACAAUGAAUGAGCUGCUGCAACCUGAGAACAUG